AUGAUGCGACCAGUUACACUUAUGCUAAUCCUUCUAACUUACCUUUCGUUUUAUACUAUUGACGCUAAUGUGGCCAUUGUAAGCGAAGGAUAUCAGAACGCAGCCGCAAACGACAAAUGCGUCCCAAUUACAAUGCAAAUGUGCCGAGAUAUACCAUACAAUAUGACAUUAUUCCCAAAUAUUUUAGGACACACCAAAGAAGAAGAUGCAUCCCUCGAAAUUCAUCAAUUUCUACCUUUAGUUAAGGUGAAAUGUAGCGAGGAUCUGAAAUUUUUCCUUUGUACCAUAUAUGCACCUGUAUGCACUGUGCUCGAACGUCCUAUACCGCCAUGCCGGCAUCUCUGUUUGUCUGCCAAAAAUGGAUGUGAAAAUUUAAUGAACAAAUUUGGCUUCAAGUGGCCACCUUUGCUGGCGUGCGAGCGUUUUCCCGUAGAUGGCAUGUGUGUCGGGGAAAAUAAGCCGGAUACGAGCACCGAGGCACCGCAUUCACGAUCAGGAACUUCGAUUACACAAAUUGAAUGCCCUCAUACCAUGCAGGUUAUUAGUAAAUCAAGGUAUUCUUUGAAAAUUUCGAAUACCACACUGGAGCAAUGCUCAUUGCCGUGUUCUGCUGAUAAUUUAGUACCAAUGUUUUUCGACACUCGAAUAAGACGAUAUUUACGAUUUUGGACAGGUGCUUGGGCAGUAGCAUGUUGUGCCAGCUCACUGUUCACAGUAUUAACAUUCUCAAUCGAUAUGGCACGUUUCCCUUAUCCAGUUAGACCUAUCCAUUAUUUAGCAUUAUGCUAUCUGUUUAUAUCACUCGUUUAUAUGGUUGGUUUGGUUGCAGAGGAUAAAAUAUCCUGCUCCGCCAUUUCAGCCAGUAACAGUCCACUCGUUUCUCAAGGUAUCGACAGUUUCUCAUGUACUGUUAUUGCGGUCACACAUUAUUAUUUCAGCGUAGCUAGUGGUGUAUGGUGGGUGAUAUUAUGUUUAGCUUGGUUUUUGGCAGCAAAUCUAAAAUGGGCGCAGGAAUCUAUUGAAAGCUUAGCCUCAUAUUUCCAUGUUCUUGCCUGGGGCAUCCCAGCAUUUCUAGCAAUUAUUAUUCUUGUUACGAAUACUAUCGAUGGUGAUUUAUUCACUGGAAUUUGUUCAGUAGGAAAUUUGAGACCAUCAGCUCUUUUCAAUUUUGUUUUUGUGCCAAUGUUCGUGUGCAUCGCACUUGGUUUAUUAUUAUUGGGAUGUGGCAUUAUUUCAAUGCUUCGGAUACGCCGUUACAUUAAAUUCAAACAUAGUGAUAUUGAUCAAAAUAUCCGGAAAUUGGAGAAAUUGAUGCUCCGAAUAUCAGCAUUUGCUUUUAUGUAUACCCUCCCAACAAUGGUUAGUGCUGCAUGUAUUGUUUAUGAAGCAUUUAUGAUGGAAAGCUGGUUGGCUAAUUGGUUGGCUAUCCGAUGUACGAGGCCUGAUCGCGCUGCUUUUGGUUUUGCGCAGCCACGUCAAACGUGUGUAUCUCAAACAGACGUUAGACCACCGGAUUUACUGAUUUAUUUUUUCAAAUAUUUAAUGGAACUUGUGGUCGGCAUAACAUGUGCUGUAUGGGUAUGUAGCAGUAAAACAUUGAGUAGUUAUUCACAAGCAUAUGCUAGGAUUGUACAUGGUCGAUCUCAGGUACCCACUAUUGUUCAUUAG
Molecule: messenger RNA, 1668 nt
Organism: Brugia malayi
Lineage: Eukaryota; Metazoa; Nematoda; Chromadorea; Rhabditida; Onchocercidae
Gene: Bma-mom-5
Exons: 7
Coding region: 1-1668 (555 amino acids)
Biological process (GO): canonical Wnt signaling pathway; non-canonical Wnt signaling pathway
Cellular component (GO): plasma membrane
Molecular function (GO): Wnt receptor activity; Wnt-protein binding
Source: RefSeq, a predicted model, not a curated record